AUGCCGCCCGGCGGCGGCGGCGUGCGCGGCGCGCGCGGCGCGGCCGAGGCGCCGCGCGAGGCGGCGCUCGCGCGCGCCUGCGCGCAGCGCUGGGCGCUCCCGGACGUCCGCCGCGGCGCGGGCUCCGGCGCCGCGCGCGUCGCGCCCGGCGGCUCCGCGCUGCUGCUCUUCGUGCACUUCGAGGACGAGGUCGCCGGCGGGCGGCGCCAGGCCUGGGCCGCGCGGCGCGAGGCGUCGCGGCUCGCGGCGCUGCUGGCGGCGCACGGCGGCGGCCGCGUCGCCGUCGCGGGCACGGGCCUCGACUACUACGAGAAGCGGCGCGACCUCGCGCUCGGCGGCGCGGCGGCCUUCGUCGCCGUCGGCGGCGCGGUCAACGCCACGAGCCGGCCGCGCUACGACGAGGCGCGCGCGCGGAACGCGGCGCUGCGCCGCGCGCGGGACCUCGCGGCGCGGGGCGGCCUGCGGAUCGCGGGCGUCGUCUUCGCGUCGGCCCGCGCGGCGUGGUGCGCCGAGGACGCCCUGCGCCUCGCGGCGACCCUGUCGUCGAGGGGCGCGGCGGGCGCCGACGUCGCCUGCGCCGCGGCGCUCGACGAGCGGGCCGACGGCGCGCCGGGCGCGAAGCUCCGCGGCGACAGCCUGGGCGCGGGCGGCCGGGGCCUCUUCUUCCGCUUCGCGCCCAAGGGCAUCGACGACCGCUACGAGCAGACCUGCGACGGCGCCCUGCGGCCGCCGUCGCAGCCCGGCGCGCCGCGGGACAACUGGAGCGGCGACCUCGUCCCGCGCGUCGGAGGCGCGCCGAAAGCCGCGCACGGCGGCGCGGCCGUGUGGCCCGCGCUCGUCUUCUCCUGCUGGUCGCCGCUGACGGCGGUGAACGCCCGGCACCUCUUCGGGGAGCUGAGCCUCGACGACGACGCCGCGCGCGGCUUCCGGCCCGCGGCGGUGCCGGCGCUCAAGUUCCGCGUCGCCGUGCGCCACAUGGGCGAGUGCGACGCGCCCGCGCCCGUCAUGCUCGUCCUCGACGUGCACCGGCGCGUCCAGUCGUCCAUCUACGGCGGCAAGGCCGUCGUCAUCUACGACGGCGCGGCCGCCGUCGCGCCGGCGCCGGACGGCGGCGCCGCGCUCGGGCGCCGGCGCGCGCCGCUCGCGCCGAACCGGUCCGACGCGGCGCUGCGCCUCUUCGGCGACUUCCCCGCCGCGGCGCCCAAGCACGUGCGCUGCUGCGGCGAGGAGGAGGACCCGGGCGGCUGCGUCUGGCGGCCCACGCUCCUGGAGCGGACCGAGGGCUCGGGCACGGCCGAGGCGCUCGAGCGCGCCGCGGCGCAGCAGGAGGCGGCCGUGCUCCGGGGCGAGGCGUCCUGGAUCGAGCGGCGCGAGGGGAAGAAGGUGCGGCGGGACCCCGCCGAGGCCCUCGCGCGGCUCCGGGACGCGGCGCGCGAGGAGGACGUCCCGGAGGACCCGCGCGACGCGUUCCGCCGGUCCUGGGCCCGGAAGCGGCGCGCGCGGGGCCGGCGCGUGCUGGGCGAGGAGGAGCCGAGCUCGCGGGACGCGAAGAACCUGCGGUCCGCCAUCCUCGAGGAGAUCGUGCGCCGGCGCGAGGUCGAGAUCGCGGCUUUGAAGAACGCGGAGGCGGACCCGCUCUACGUCGCGGACCUCGGCGACGACGACGGCGCGAAGCGCCUCAAGGCCGAGGCCAAGGCGGCCUUCACGCGCAUCGUGACGCUACCGAAGGUCAUCCCCGCGAACGCGACGGCGCCCUGGGCGUCCGCGAUCCCGCGCGUGAUCUUCCAGACGUUCCGGUCGCGGUCCGUGCCCUUCCGGCUCCACGAGGCCGUCAUGAGCUGGUCCCGCGCGAACCCGGCCUACGAGCACCGCAUCUUCGACGACGACGACAUGGGCGCGUUCGUCGUGGAGACCUUCGGCUGGGACUCGCGGGAGAUCCGCGCGCUGAACGCGGCGCCGUCGGGCGCGCGGCUGCGCGCGCAGCGCGCGGACCUCUUCCGCUACCUCGUGAUCCACGCCCACGGCGGCGUCUACGCGGACGCCGACUCCGUCUGCGUCCGGCCCCUCGACGCCUGGCUCGACGCCGACGAGGACCGGCUGGUCGUCGCGCUCAACGGGCCGCCGCGCUUCGACGUGAGCCAGUGGGCCUUCGCCGCGCCGCCGGGGCACCGCGUCCUCGCCGCGGCCGCGGCGCUCGCCGUGGACAACCUGCUCCGGAGCUCGGGCAACCUGCCGCGGAAGCGCGGCGCGAAGAAAGCCGGCGCCUUCCCGAAGAACUUCACCGCGCGGCCGCCGAACGUCGUGCCCGUGUUCCGGGGCCUCCGCCGCGUCUUCCGCGAGGACCCGCCGGCGGCCCUCGCGGCCUCGGAGCCGGCCCUCGCCGCGGCGGCGGCGCGGGACCGCGAGACCAAGGGCGGCUACGACGUCGAGGCCCGCUGGGAGUGCCCCGUGGCCAACGUCAACCAGAUCGGCGACGAGGGGCUCACGGGGCCGCCCGUGCUCCAGGCGGCGCUCGAGGCCGUCGCCUACGCCGACGCCGGCGUCGGCGCCAAGCUCAAGCUCCCGACCGUGCUCCUCUCGUCCGACGAGCGCCUCCAGUUCACGCGGAAGGACGGCUCGCCGGACCCGGCGGUCGCGCGCGCGACGGCGAACCGGCCGCUGUCGCUCGGCGAGAGGUUCGCCGUCCGCGCGGCCUUCCGCGAGCUCGUGAGCCUGCGCCCGCCGGAGUUCGGCGCGGCCAUCAACUCCAAGUACGCCGACGAGCAGUCCUACAAGGACGACCUCGCGACCGCGGGCGUGAAGCACUGGUCCGACGCGUGGGCCGAGUACGACAUGGGCAUCUACAACAUCCUCAACCCGCAGACGCCGCCGACGCCCAAUCCGACGCCCGAAGUCCCGGAGACGCCCGCGCCGACGCUCGCGCCCGUGGGGCGCGAGGACCUCGGCAGGCAGCUCGACGCGAUCCUCGAAUCCGCGCGGCGCGCGCGCGAGCGGCGCGAGAGCGCGGAGCGGGGCGUCGAGGCCCUGUGGGCGCCGGCGAGCGCCACGACGUCGUCGCUGCGCCUCGCCCUGUCCAACGUCGAGGUCGCGCUGACGCUGCUGCGCGAGCGCGGGCGCUACUUCGUCGCCGCCGAGGAGUGCGCCGGCCUCCUGCGCGCGGCGCCGCCGGAGGACGACAACGGGCGCGACGCCUACACGACGGCGCUCACGCGCUGCGUCGAGGCGCGCGCGUUCCUCGCGGAGCGCACGAGUUCCUUCGCGGGCGCCAAGGACGAGCUCCGGCGCGUCGACGCGGUGCUCGCGGCGGCGCUCGACGGCGUCCGGGCCGCGCUCGCGGCGCGCGCGGACCGCUUCGGCGACGCGGCGCUGCUCCGCGACGGCAAGUGGCGCGCGGCGGCCGCGGCCGACGACGAGGACGCGCGCGCCGCGUGGCUCUGGGGCGCGUGCGCCGUCGUCGCGGGCGCCGACGACGACGACGACGACGCGCGGAACUCCGACGACGACGACGCGCCGGACCACCUCGAGCCGCUGCGCACGGCGACGACGGGCGGGUCGUCGCCGCGGCGCCGCCGGUCCGGCGACGGCCCGCGCGUCGCGCUCGCGAAAGCCUACGGGACCGCGCGGCGCACGCGCGGCGAGGGCGCCGUGCGCGCGUACCUCGACGCCGCGCCGCCGCCGCGCCACGACGUGCCCUACGGCCUCGGGAGCCACGGCCUGCUCCGGACCUACGCGUUCUGCCGCGCGGGCUUGGCGGGCGAGCGGUCCGCGGCGCGCGCGCUCGCGCGCGGCGCGCUCGGCGGCGCGGCGCCGCGCGAGGCCCUCGCCGCCGCCGCCGCGGCGCCCUACCUCGACCUGCUCAAGCGGUCGUCGCGGCGGGCGCUCGCGGCGAUCGCGUCCGCGCCGGGCGCGCGCGGCGACGACGGCUCCGUCGCCGCGCGGCGCGAGGCCGCGCGGUGCGCCCUCGACCUCUUGCUGCGGCACCGCGCGUCGGCGGAGCGGCCCCUGCGCAAGGCCUGCAAGCAGCUCGACCGGUCCCUGCUGCCGCGGCUCGACGAGCUCGCCGCGGAUUUGACGCAGGGGGCCGUGGACGCGCUCCGCGCGGCGCUCGACGCCGUCGCGGGCGACGGCUCCGCGGACGGCGACGCGCUCGCGCUCGCGGGCGCCGCCGCGGCCUGCGUGCGGCGCCUGCUCGCGCCGCCGACGCGCGCGGCCUUUAGCCUCCUGCGCCUCGCGCCGGGCGGCGCGCCGCCGCCGUGGGCGCGCGACGCGCCGGGCCGCCGCGCGGCGCUGAGCGCGUCCAUGGUCGCGGCCGCGGACGCGCGCGACGCCCUGCUGUGUUUGCGGGCCGUGAGCUCCGACUUUGGCUACGCGGCCUUGAAGGGCGCGGACGCGCGGCGCGCGGCCGCGGCCGCGGAGUCGCCGCGGCGGCCGACGCUCCGCGGCGCGGCCAAGGCCGUCAUCGCGACGACGGCCGACCUCAAGCGCCUCGUCGCGGACCCCUGGGAGGCGUUCUACGCGCGCAACGCGCACCGGCCCUUCUCGUCCAAGCACCAGGACAAGUACACGCGCUGGGCGCCGAGCCUCGUCGACGCGGCCCUCGACCGCUGCUUCGACCCGGGCCGCGCGACCGCGCCGCGGCGCCCCUCGACGCACUGGGCGGGCGCGGCGGCCCAGGCCGCGCUGCCGCCGUAA
Aureococcus anophagefferens is the source of this 4692-nucleotide messenger RNA. RefSeq lists its product as hypothetical. Gene Ontology annotation, molecular function: alpha-1,6-mannosyltransferase activity. Gene Ontology annotation, biological process: protein N-linked glycosylation. Gene Ontology annotation, cellular component: mannan polymerase complex. Bases 1 to 4692 code for a protein of 1563 amino acids. The record is from RefSeq and is a predicted model, not a curated record. The transcript has 4 exons. NCBI's taxonomy places the organism in Eukaryota, Pelagophyceae, Pelagomonadales, Pelagomonadaceae.